UUUACAUUAUUUAAUCUGUUUUCAAUGGACUAGACUUUGUUUUCACAUACUACCUUGCCGUAUUAAAUAAGCGGUUGAUGCCGCAAGUUUUAAAUCGAUGUUCUGAAUUUUAGCUGUUAGGUAUAUUACAAGCCGCUGCUAUAAAUGUCACGUGGAUCUUCGUUGAUUGUUUUGAUGGAUGCAGGCCAUUCUGAUAAUAUUCUACAAUACUAUGCUGAAAAUAUUCUUAAAGCACACAUUAAGCAAUUAACCUAUCAAUAAAGUAAAAGAUCUAGGUUGUUUUGCUUUCCUUCAAAAACCUUCGGCUUAAUUGUGCUUUUAAGCGUGAACCAAAAGGGGUUUUCAAGCGAGAUUUCAUUCAAGUGGAUUUUUACCAGACGAUAUAUUAACCUUCGCCUAAUCCAUUCUAUCUUGUGUCGGUGAAACGCCCAGAUUUCUUAUUACGAUAAUAUCAAAUUCUUCAUUCAAGUCGCCUUUCUUAUGGGCAAUUGGCAUGAUGGUCGCACCUGGCUAAAAAUUUACUUUUGCAGCUUGAACUUACAGCUCAAACUUAGAACCUAAAACUCACAGUUACAAGUUGAAACUCAUAGUUACAACUUUAAACUCACUUCCUUAGACGACAGUGGCAACUUACAGUACAAGCCCUGAAUCACCCUUUUAUGCAAGCUACUUAUCACAGUUCUGUCUUUAUGUAAUUUAACAAUGGAAAAUGUAGCUCUGUUUCUCUUCCUUUAGUUUAUCUUAUUAAAAUUUACUCAAACUUGGUACAAAAUGAAAGUUCGCUACCCGGUCCCAUCUAGUGCAGAAAAGCAAUUGAUUGAUUGAAGUACUAGGCACUAAACAAUAAAAGGUUAUAGAAUUUUGCAGUGCAACAACUUGAACAAGUGUACGUUGCUUUCUUACGGUAUACAGUCUUAGGCCCUAAGUAUUUAAGCGCGAUCUCCUUGCCAACUCCUUUUUACUUAAAAGGGUUUUUUUAUGAGUGUAAAUUUAAUUCAGCAUUAUCAAUGUACUGACAUUAAUUUCUUCUAAUAGUUCUAAACAAAUUUUGAUCUUUGUGCAAUUGCUAUUUGAAUUUAUAUAGGAUUAACCGACCUUCUUUUGAAAAAUCGUCAAGAACUUUACAAGCGGGUUAAUUAGUGAAAUAUACACUGUAAAAGUCAAAUAAUCUCAAAUUUCCACAAAACACAGCCUGAAUUUGCAUUCUCAUAAAACACAGCUUGUAUAGUAUAUAAAACACAUAAAACACAUUUUGAAUUGUACGGCAUCCAGAAAAACUAGGCUCAUUGAACCUGGGCCGAAUUGAAUAUUUGUCUUGAAAUAUAUCUUCGCUUUCGUAUAAUGCUAGUACAUCUCUGAAGAAUCUUAGGUAUACGGUAUACAGGACGUCGAUACUAAAAGUUUGCUAACUCCUAGUAAAUGUGGCUCUAGAAAUAUCCUGAACUGCAAAGAUCUGCUCCAACACCUUGCACAAUAUGAGGUCCAAUUUCCUUUUCUUGCUUGUUCAAGUUAUAUUUAUUUCUAGCAAAUUGAUAUUAAUUUAAAAUGCAAACACAAUUCAAAAUCUAAAGACAAUCUGCCAAGUAGAUGUAGAUCGAUUUAAAGCUGUCUAUUUUGUCUUUGCUGUAGCUUCGUGAUCUUUGUAAACUGUGAAAUCACACCUCAGCUGAUAUCAUCUAGGUAGCAUUAAAAAUUAUGAGAUCACUUAUUGCGUUUCACUAUUGAUUGUUAUGAUAAACAUUUCAGGAAAACAGGCAUUGCACAGGUUACCCGAAAAGACCUGUUUCCACGUCAAAAAUACGCGAGCUUGAAUGCUAAUGUGACGAAAUUUAGGCCCUAGAUUUCACUAUUUUUCAGCAUAUUGACAAUUAUUAGCAUCAAGACAUAUUUUGUUAGAGUAUCAUUGUAUUAACGGGUUAAGAAUCUCGAGUGGGACUUCUGAUCACAAGUGGCUUGCAAGUCAUGCCUAAGCCCGUUCAAGCAUAUGAAAAUUCCGAUUGACCAGUGAACAGCAAGUGAUCUUUCAUGUUCCCAAGUCCAAUAAGAUCAUCUUUCCAAAUUAAAACGGUCAAGAAUGAUUCUUUAUCAUGGUUAAUCAUUCUAUAUCUUGAGUUGCUGCCAUAGAAGAUGAUGAUUUUUUUCUUUGUAUGUCAUAAUUAUUAGGAGUUUUUUUGAGCUUAAAUAUUUUAGAGUUUUCCAGUUAUUACUUUUGCUUUGGCGAUGCUAUUUCUGAAUCUUGCGGUUCAACAUGAAAGAGCUCCAAGAAAUGCAAAACAAAGAAUUGACGAAGAUGUAAGUUCUCCUUCAAAAAUCCCAGAAGAUUCAAAGGGACAGUGUGGCACCCACCGGUCGCCUUCAAGCCCAAACUCCCAUUUGUACCACUUUCAGUUCCCGUCAAGGAAGAUAAAUGAUCCUUGCAGCGCUGACUGUCGCCAAAGUAGUGUACCAUUAACUCCACCUCUGACACCAAAGAACCCUCCUCAUGUUCCAAAAUCUCCUGAUGCCCUUUACGAAUUGUCUGUUCGAGUACUGCACUCAACCAUUACUUGGGCAAGAAACAUCCCCACAUUCCUUGAACUUCCUUUCAAAGACCAGGCUUUGCUUUUGGAAGAGAGCUGGGUUGAUCUGUUCUUAUUGAGCCUGGCACAAUGGGACGUAGAAAUCGACUUGCAUGUUAUGCUCAAGGCAGCUGGCAUUGACAAGGAGAACCGAACAACUGGGGAAAUAAUGGGUGCCAUUGCAGAUCUAAAUCAUCUACAAAACGUUGUGAAUAAAUUUAAGAGCUUACAAUUAGAUUCAACAGAAUAUGCUUGCCUUAAAGCCAUAUCGCUGUUUAAGCCAGAGCUCCGCAACAUACUUUCCAUAAGUCACGUAGAGAAUCUCCAAGACCAAGCACAAGUAAUGCUGUCCGAAUACUCAAGAUCACGAAGCCCGGACGUACCUGUCCGGUUUGGAAAGAUGCUCCUUUCACUUGCAGCCCUUAGGUCUAUUAGCCCACGCAUCAUAGAAUUCUAUUUCUUUAGGGGCUCGUUAGACAGUGUGCCGGUAGAAAAAUUAUUUGUCGAUUAUGGAUUCAAUAGAAACUUGUGUUCUCAAACACACACUCAAAUACCUCAUAACGAAAUAAAGACGGAAUAGCUUAAUUUCUAGUUUCAUCGUUUCAGAGACUGAAACUGUAUAUAUUUUAUGCGUGUUUGAUACAAAUAUAAAGAAUGGAAAGAUAAUAAAUGACUGUGAUCUGACAUGAAAAUGUCACUUAUGAUUUUACUUGUGCAAUUUGACCGAAGUGCAUGCAAAAACAUACAGUAAAUCUCCAGGCAAAAAGAUAUCUAGAACUUCAAAGUGACGUAAAUCAUUUACCUUGUUUUUUAUGAUGUUAUGAAGCAGCCAAAAAAAAUUUUAACGCUUAAAUACUUGAUCAAUUCCCUUGGAUGGGGGUACUCAUAUCUUUAGGAUAGGGGUGUUCGGGUUAUUCUUUUAGAUGUCGAAUUAAAGGAAAAGUUUUUUGGUUCAGUUAAUUUUAUAAUUACUUUUUUUGUUUCAUGAAAUAUGAGAAAAGUUUGAAAUAAAUGGAGUAAAAUUGCAAACUCUUUGUGCAGGGCGAGAUUAUUUGGUUUAUUUUUUAUUUGGUUUAUUUUUAUUUGGUUUAUUUUUUAUUUGGUUUAUUUUUAUGCUAGAAUUUUUUGGGGGUGGAUAGUUUGUACCCCAGUGAACACCCCUAUGCUAAAUAUCAUUAGGUACCCCCUGCCCUCCGGGAUCAAGAGUAAAUUGAUACAAACAGGGGGACUUGACAGCAGUACUUCCUCAAGCCUAAAUGCCAAAAACCUCAUGGCUUGCACUUCUUGUAGUUUAUCCUUCAGUCAUUUCUCACGUUUGUAUCAUAUGUUGAUUAUCUAUUUAUCUAUUUGUUUUUAUCUUAGUUUAGGUAGAAAAGAUAGGAAGCACUAUUUUACAAUAGAUGUUAGUUGACUCAUAAAUUCGAUUUAUGUAAGCUAUAAAUCUUGAACGAAAUAAUGUAAAUUGAUGGAAUGUUUAAUAUACAAUUUUGACGUA
This is a messenger RNA of Rhopilema esculentum, 4053 nucleotides long. RefSeq names its product photoreceptor-specific nuclear receptor. The record is from RefSeq and is a predicted model, not a curated record. Gene Ontology annotation, biological process: regulation of DNA-templated transcription. NCBI's taxonomy places the organism in Eukaryota, Metazoa, Cnidaria, Scyphozoa, Rhizostomeae, Rhizostomatidae. Gene Ontology annotation, molecular function: DNA-binding transcription factor activity; zinc ion binding; sequence-specific DNA binding.